Lactuca saligna is the source of this 682-nucleotide messenger RNA. Lineage: Eukaryota; Viridiplantae; Streptophyta; Magnoliopsida; Asterales; Asteraceae. The record is from the annotation of a GenBank genome assembly.
CAGGGCUGUUAUUGAAACUUUACAUUUUCGGUUUAUAAUCCAACCCGGCGGUUCUGUUCUCCGUUUCACCGGUGACGAACAAAAGCAAAUCCAGCUCAUCACUUUCUCUCUCCAAGUUGGAUCUGAUCGGCAGACGUGAAGCUUCUGUUGGAUAGUUUCAACCAUGAUUCAAUUUGUUCUCUUAAUAAGUCGACAAGGAAAGGUUAGAUUGACAAAAUGGUAUUCACCCUAUUCCCAAAAGGAACGAAGUAAGGUUAUAAGAGAGCUUAGCGGGAUGAUUCUCACACGUGGUCCCAAGCUUUGCAAUUUUGUUGAGUGGAAGGGAUUUAAAGUUGUUUAUAAAAGAUAUGCAAGCCUCUACUUUUGUAUGUGUGUUAAUCAGGAAGACAAUGAAUUGGAGAUUCUUGAAAUCAUUCAUCAUUUUGUUGAGAUUCUUGAUCGUUACUUUGGAAGUGUUUGUGAGCUGGAUUUGAUCUUUAAUUUUCAUAAGGCGUACUACAUACUGGAUGAAGUUUUAAUAGCAGGAGAACUUCAAGAAUCAAGCAAAAAGACAGUUUCCCGUUUAGUAUCUGCACAGGAUUCUUUAGUGGAGGCAGUGAAAGAAGAAACAAAUUCUAUAAGCAAUAUAAUUGCACAGGCAACCAAAAAGAGAUGCAUAAACUUCAAAAUGAGUAUUUGCUGA